Molecule: messenger RNA, 2153 nt
Organism: Cololabis saira (Pacific saury)
Lineage: Eukaryota; Metazoa; Chordata; Actinopteri; Beloniformes; Belonidae
Exons: 2
Coding region: 1-1833 (610 amino acids)
Source: RefSeq, a predicted model, not a curated record
AUGACGAACAGAAGCAAGAGCAAGUGGCCCACGUUUGACGGGCGAGCGGAGGAGUACGAACUCUGGGAAGAGCGGAUGCUGUGCUGCAUGCAUGGAGCGGGUCUGAAAAGGACUAUCCUGGAAGAACCAGCGGGACCCAUGACGGCAGAGCAGCGGGCCCUGGAUGACAAGCUGAACGCCGACGCAUAUUGCGCGUUGGCGCCGCUUCUCGACAACACGAGUCUCGGACUUAUAUUCAGGGAGACAAAGGAUAAGGGCCGGGAAAGCCUCAAAGUAUUGAGGGAACAUUAUAUUGGCAAAGGUAGGCCCCGCAUCGUCUCCCUGUACAUAACAAUGACUGCACUGAAGAAAGCUGACACAGAGACUGUGACGGAGUAUAUUAUCAGGGCAGAGCAGAUUAUUACCGCGCUUAAAAGCGCAGGUGAGGCGCCAAGCGAAGGGCUGAUGAUGGCGAUGAUUAUGCGGGGACUACCAGAGAAAUACAAGCCGUUCACGCUGAUGGUGACGCACGGCUCAGUGAACAUGUCGCUGGGAGAGUUCAAGGCCAAGCUGCGGAACUUCGAGGCCGCGGAGGACACGGACGCAGCCGCCGAGGAGGCGGAAGAAAGGGUGCUGAAAGGGCGGGCGGCGCCAAGGAGGAGAACGAGCGGACCCCCGACGGAGCUGACGUGCUGGAGAUGCGGGGAGAGCGGUCACCGGAAAGAUGCCUAUAAGGGAUUAGUGUCCAUACUGGUUCUACUGGACCUCAGUGCUGCUUUUGACACUAUAGAUCAUGGCAUUUUACUGCACAGGUUAGAGCAUGUUGUUGGGAUUAAAGGGACAGCUCUAUGUUGGUUUAAAUCAUACCUAUCUGACAGGUUCCAGUUUGUUCAUGUACAUGAGGUUUCUUCAGAACAGUCAAGGGUCUGUUAUGGUGUUCCGCAGGGUUCAGUGCUAGGGCCAAUCUUGUUCAGUUUAUACAUGCAGCCGUUGGGAAGUAUAAUCCAGAAUCACGGCAUACACUUUCAUUGUUAUGCUGAUGAUACGCAGCUCUAUUUGUCUAUGAAGCCGGAUGAAACAGAACCGUUAGUUAAACUUCAGGCAUGUCUUAGGGACAUCAAGGACUGGAUGUCCAGAAAUUUCCUGCUUCUAAAUUCAGAUAAAACAGAGGUUAUCAUUCUUGGUCCAGAGCAUCUUAGGAAGGGAUUAGAUGGUGUUGCGAUGGCUUCCAGUGCAACUGUGAGAAAUCUUGGUGUUAUUUUCGAUCAGGAUUUGUCGUUUAAACCAUAUGUCAAUCAGGUUUGUAAAAUAGCCUUUUUCCAUCUCCGUAAUAUUGCAAAGAUUAGGAAAAUCCUCUCACAGAGUGAUGCAGAAAAACUAGUUCAUGCGUUUGUAUCUUCUAGACUAGAUUACUGUAAUGUGUUGUUAGCAGGAUGUCCAAGUAAUUUGCUGAAUAGGCUCCAGCUGAUCCAAAAUGCAGCAGCACGAGUACUGACAGGAAUUAGCAGGAGAGACCACGUCUCUCCAGUGUUAGCGUCGCUCCAUUGGUUACCCGUAAAAUUCAGAAUCCAAUUUAAAAUUGUAUUACUUGCGUAUAAAGCCCAAAACGGCUUAGCUCCGCAUUAUUUGCAAGACCUGAUAGUGCCUUAUGUUCCUGUCAGAGCUCUCCGUUCUCAGAGUGCAGGUUUACUUGUAGUUCCUAGAGUAUCUAAAUGUAGAUUUGGAGGGCGGGCGUUCUGCUAUCAGGCGCCACUACUAUGGAACCAACUUCCAAUCUGGGUUAAGGAGGCUGACACCACCUCCACCUUUAAAACUAAACUUAAAACCUUUCUGUUUAGUAAAGCCUAUAGUUAGUGUUUAGUAAACCUCUAGCUGGUGUUGGUAAAUCUCUAGGUAGUGUAAACUUUAGUGUGUCAGAGUCGCUCCUGUGGUUUCUUGUGCUGGCCCCCCCCUUCUCCUCCCUUUUCUCUCUUUUGUCCAUGUUGCAGCAUCCUUUGCCGGACACCGGAACCUGCAGGUGGUCGUGGGUGGCUUGUAGCUUGCAUUACGGAGCACAAGUCUUUCCCCGACCCUGCACCCCAACCUGGGACUUGCUGAUUGGGCCGGAGCUUCGGGAGCUGCGUGCUGGCCUGCGGUCCCCACCCCUGGUCAUCCCGUUGCUGCCCCCCCCUUCU